Vigna angularis (adzuki bean) is the source of this 1956-nucleotide messenger RNA. RefSeq names its product DEAD-box ATP-dependent RNA helicase 5. Gene Ontology annotation, molecular function: RNA helicase activity; ATP binding; RNA binding. The record is from RefSeq and is a predicted model, not a curated record. The transcript has 13 exons. The coding region runs from base 100 to 1710 and encodes 536 amino acids. Gene Ontology annotation, biological process: rRNA processing. Lineage: Eukaryota; Viridiplantae; Streptophyta; Magnoliopsida; Fabales; Fabaceae. Gene Ontology annotation, cellular component: nucleolus.
CUCCGUGCUUGCACUUCAUGCAUUUUUUGGCACUGGUUUUCGCUGUUUCGCGGCGUUGUUAACUUCCCUUCUCCCCACUACCUUCCACAAUCUCCAAACAUGGGUCGGAAACACGACGCCGUUUUGGUCGGCAAACCAGUUGCCGAAGAAGCACCCUACAGCCCCGAGCUCGAUUCCGAGAAGAAGAAGAAGAAGAAGAAGAAUAAGAACAAAGACAUGCAGCAAGAAAGCGAAAACAGCCCCAAACGAAAGCUCGACGAUCUCGACCCGCAAAACGGCACCGAAUCGAAGAAGAAGAAAAAGAAGAAACACCACGACUCCAAAGAGAAUGCAGAGGAAACCAACGGUGAAAGGAACAACGACAACGGCGCUAAUCGCGAUGAAACGGUGGCGGACGGCUCUGUAGUGGUUACUGGAAAGAAUGCCGGAGAUGCGAAGUACGCGGCGGUAAAAAGUUUUUCGGAAUCGGGACUGCCGGAGAAUGUGCUGGAGUGUUGCAAGGGUUUCGAGAAGCCUUCUCCAAUUCAAUCGCGGGCGUGGCCUUUCUUAUUGGACCGCCGUGAUUUGAUUGGAAUCGCUGCCACUGGAUCAGGGAAAACGUUGGCGUUCGGGAUACCGGCGAUUAUGCAUGUUUUGGGAAAGCGGAAGGGUAAAGGUUCCAGGGGACGGAACCCUCUUUGCCUCGUGCUCUCUCCUACUCGAGAGCUAGCACAACAAAUAUCAGAUGUCAUCUGUGAUGCGGGUAGUUCUUGUGGUGUGGAAUCAAUCUGUUUGUAUGGUGGAACCUCCAAAGGCCCUCAAAUCUCCUCACUAAAAUCUGGCAUGGACAUUGUCAUUGGAACUCCUGGUCGUAUUCAGGAUCUAAUUGAAAUGGGUGUCUGUUGCCUCAAAGAAGUAUCUUUUGUGGUACUUGAUGAAGCAGAUCGGAUGCUUGACAUGGGUUUUGAGCAAAUAGUCCGCUCUAUACUGGGUCAGACAAGUUCUGAUCGUCAAAUGGUUAUGUUCAGUGCUACAUGGCCUUUGGCAGUUCAUCACUUGGCUCAGGAGUUCAUGGAUCCCAAUCCUGUAAAAGUUGUUGUAGGUUCAGAAGACUUGGCUGCCAAUCAUGAUGUCAUGCAGAUAGUUGAGGUCUUGGAUGAUCGUGCUCGUGAUAGGCGCCUGGUUGCUUUACUGGAAAAGUACCACAAAUCUCAAAGCAAUCGAGUAUUGGUCUUUGUUUUGUACAAAAAUGAAGCCAAACGAGUUGAAAAUAUGCUUCAAGAAGGGGGUUGGAAGGUUGUUUCAAUACAUGGGGACAAAGCUCAACAUGAUCGCACAAAGGCACUCUCAUUGUUCAAAAAGGGAAGCUGUCCUUUAAUGGUUGCUACUGAUGUGGCUGCACGGGGAUUGGAUAUUCCAGAUGUUGAAGUAGUGAUAAACUAUAGUUUUCCUCUGACUACAGAAGAUUAUGUUCAUAGAAUUGGGCGGACUGGACGAGCUGGUAAGAAAGGUGUUGCCCAUACAUUCUUCACACAGCAGAAUAAGGGACUUGCUGGGGAGCUGGUGAAUGUUUUGAGGGAAGCAGGGCAAGUCGUACCCGAUGACCUCCUGAAAUUUGGCACACAUGUAAAGAAAAAGGAGUCCAAGCUUUACGGGGCCCACUUCAAGGAAAUCCCUGUUGAUGCUCCAAAGUCUCAAAAGAAAACAUUUGACGACUCUGACGAUGAAUGAUUGACUUUGUGUUUAUCUUUGGCUGAAGGAAUAUGUGAAUUCAGUCAUUUCUUACUCUUUAUUCGAGUUAUUUAUUACUUUAAAAGGUAAUAAAGAAAGAUUAGUUAUAAAUAGGUUAGUGAGUCUUUUCCUGUUGUAGCUUGCACUUAUGUGUGCCUGUAAGCUUUUUUUUCUCGUUACAAGAUGAUAAUUUUAAAUUCACAUAUUUUUAGACUUUUAAUUGAUUAAUUAAUUAAUUUACUAUUU